AUGCGCACUGGCGUGCUACGAGCUUUACUUCGGCUUUUUAUAGGCAAGAGAACUGUGCGCGAGCAGCGUGGGUCUGAUAGGAGAACUGGUUGGAGUGUCUGCGCUGCCCACAACGAAUGGAUUUAUAAUGAACCCAUCGUCCUUUUCCCCUCAUAUCCCUCAUAUACCCUUGCAUACCCUUGUUUCCUGAACCUGUCUCUGAUCCUGUUUGUGGUGAAGCAAACACUUGUGACACUGACGCCUGGACUGGCAACCAUGGCAAUUGAAAUGCUCUUCUCCCUGUCCCCUGCAGUCCUCGCAGUAGGUCUGGCGAUCCUUGUUUCAGCAUACUGGUUCGCAUCCUACGCCUAUCUCUACUGGCUGCAUCCCCUUUCCAAGUACCCAGGCCCGCCGCUCGCCGCCAUCUCCGAGCUCUGGUAUGCAUCGGCCUGGACGAGCGGCUUCUGGAACCGCAAGAUCCAAGACGCCCACCGUCGAUACGGCGACAUUGUGCGCAUCGCGCCCAACGAGCUCUCCUUCGCAACGGCCCAAGCUUUCCGUGACAUCUACGGCGCCCCCUCCAAGACCCGCAAACUGUUCCCCAAAUCCGACCGCUUCUAUGACAAUGGUCACCCCAACAUCGCCUUCGUGCGAGACCCCGAGGAACACGCCCGCCAGCACCGCAUCUUCGCGCCCCAAUUUCGUCCCUCUGCCGUUCGCACCCAGGAGCCUAUCAUCCACGCCCAUGUCGACCUCUGGGUGAACCAGCUCGCUGCGCGGGGCCGCGAUGGCGCCGUCUCGUUAGACGUCUCCAAAUGGUUCGAAUGGCUCACUUUCGAUAUCAUCGGAGAACUCACCUUCGGGGAGUCGUUCAACGCCACCCGCGACAACAAGAGUCAUCCAUGGGUCUCCAUCCUCCUCGACGCCACUUACAGCGGCUCGAUCUUCAACCUCCGCAAGCGUCUCGCCUUCGUUGGUCCCCUGCUGCGCUGGAUGCCUUAUAUUUCUCCCACUGCCCGCGCCGCCGUCGACUCCAUCACACGCCACGGCGCCAUGACCCUCGCGAAGACUCGCAAGCGCAUCGAAGUCGGCCCUGCGCGUAGCAAAACCACCGGAACCGACGUCGACGAUUUCCUAGCUCAUGCCAUUCGCGGAGGGGGUAUGGAAGAUACGGACCUCGCUAACCAGGCUAUGGUCAUGCUCACCGCUGGCGCUGAGACCAGCGCUACUGCCCUCACCGCUGCGCUGUGGUACCUGUCGCUGCCGGACCACGCCGCGUGUCUCCAGCGUCUGCGGGCCGAAGUGCGGGCCGCCUUCGGGACCGAUGGUACCUCCCCCGGCGCUGCUAACGCGACCGGUGACGCCACCGCGCGACUCCCCUACCUAAACGCCAUCAUAGAGGAGACUAUGCGUCUGUUCCCGCCGUCGCCUGUUGGACCGCCACGCGUGAGUCCCGUGGGCGGAGAAACCGUCGACGGUACCUUCGUUCCUGAGGGGGUGUACGUCGCCGCGGAUGUCUGGACGAUUCAUCAUGAUAAACGCACGGUGGGGGAGUUUCCGGAUAAGUUCAUGCCUGAGAGAUGGCUUGAUGUGCCUGUGAAACCGUAUACCGUGCCGUUUAGUAUCGGGCCGAGAAUGUGUAUCGGGACGACACUGGCGUGGGUGGAGAUGCGGAUCGCGUUGGCGAAGACGGUGCUGGCGUUUGAUUGGGAGUUGGAUGGUGAUGCUAUUGGUGGUGGGGAUUGGGUUGAUCAGGCGAGAUUGAAGCAGUUGUGGAAGAAGGCGCCGUUGAUGAUGCGUUUUAGGCCAGUGGGGAGUGUAUGA
Messenger RNA from Aspergillus affinis, 1803 nucleotides. RefSeq names its product cytochrome P450. The transcript has a single exon. Lineage: Eukaryota; Fungi; Ascomycota; Eurotiomycetes; Eurotiales; Aspergillaceae. The coding region runs from base 1 to 1803 and encodes 600 amino acids. The record is from RefSeq and is a predicted model, not a curated record. Gene Ontology annotation, molecular function: iron ion binding; monooxygenase activity; oxidoreductase activity, acting on paired donors, with incorporation or reduction of molecular oxygen.